UAGUCAAAGUAUAAUAUUUAACAAACUUUUGAUUCAAAUAAAAUAACGAAUGACACAAGAGAAGUUUUCAAAGAUGUUACGAGAAAGAAGAAUGUUCGUCAUGUGCAAUGCUUAUUCGAAGCUGAUAAUGCUAUAGCUACUGUAGCAAGGGUAUUGAAUUGUCCUGUAUUGAGUUAUGAUUCAGAUUUUUAUGUGUUUGGGACAUUGUACAUACCAUUUGAUACAUUGGACAAUUACACGAGGUCUAAGUCAAUCUACACUGCCAUUAGCUGCAAUAUUACUAGGCAAUGAUUAUGUAAAACAUGGUACAUUUAAAAACUUCUUUCGUUAUUUAAAGUUACGACGAAUAAGAAGAAAAAGGUAUAGUAAUCGACAGUAUUGUAUAGAAGCAACUUUACAAUGGUUGAGCAGGUUUUACACCUUGGACAGAGCAGUCAUUGGAAUACUAUGUAGAUCACCUAAAACCGAAUAUGCAGCUCGUGCCACAACACGUUCCAUAAACAGAAUUUUUAAAUUUGAUGGGGAUGUUAAUAGUCUAAUGUACAUAGAAGAAACUGAUAAAAAUGGAGACUUUGAAUCAGCCGAAGAAGAAGAAGAAGAGGAAGAAAACGAAGUUGAAAUAUUAGACAUGCUUAAAGGGGUCAGAAUCUGCUGCCAAUAAUGCACUAGCUAAUAUACCUAAUUUGUUUGUAGAUGAAUUUCUUAUGGGCAAUUAUCCUGCAUAUUUCAUGGACUUGUUGGUUCGACGUUUAUAUAUUUGUCCUGUACAAAUAGAGGAUUAUUCCUAUCCAUUGAGCAAUGUAAUAAGUUUAAAAAUUAUUAGAGUUAUAUAUGCAUUUCUGUAAUCAGGAAUGAAUAGAAAGAGAGGUUUCAUGAAAUACAUGAUGAGAGACUGUAAUAAAAAGCUUAAAUGUUACGAACUAGAAGGCACUGACACUAAAUUUUCUUCCCCAUUACUGUCCCUAUCUAAUCUUAGAGAAGUACCAUUAACGAGUCCAGGAUUAAAAAAUAAUGUACAAACAUGCGUCAUUGAUUUUUCAUUACCAUUUGAAUUUAAAUUCAAGUUAUAUAGACACAAAUAUAUAAGCAAAGCCCAUAUUGAAUGAA
This is a messenger RNA of Colletes gigas, 1107 nucleotides long. RefSeq names its product protein asteroid-like. NCBI's taxonomy places the organism in Eukaryota, Metazoa, Arthropoda, Insecta, Hymenoptera, Colletidae. The coding region runs from base 176 to 661 and encodes 161 amino acids. The transcript has 4 exons. The record is from RefSeq and is a predicted model, not a curated record.